This is a messenger RNA of Penicillium bovifimosum, 2121 nucleotides long. Its product is annotated as beta-N-acetylhexosaminidase. Gene Ontology annotation, molecular function: beta-N-acetylhexosaminidase activity. The transcript has a single exon. Gene Ontology annotation, biological process: carbohydrate metabolic process. Bases 1 to 2121 code for a protein of 706 amino acids. NCBI's taxonomy places the organism in Eukaryota, Fungi, Ascomycota, Eurotiomycetes, Eurotiales, Aspergillaceae. The record is from RefSeq and is a predicted model, not a curated record.
AUGAAGUGGAUUGUUGUUUCCCUCGCUGCAGUCGCGUCUGCGGUGCAGACAUUGCCCCCAGUGCAUUUUGACCAAACAGGCCCAGAUCACAACAGAGGAUUUUCGUUAGAGACGACCGACCGGACAAUCUAUCUGGAUGCAGAUUUCGCAAGCUGGAAGGACCAGAAUGGUCUGACACUGCUUCCACCCUCGGCAUCCGACUUCGCCAACACGUUUCGCAAUGACUUGCAGGAGCUGACGAAUAGCUCCUGGGAACUCCGCACCGUCGACCGAUUCCCCAAACACGCGUCGGGCAUAUUUCUCGGUCGCUCGGAGCACUCAGCCCAAUUCACCUACGAGAACGGACUUGAAACAGAAGAAGGAUAUGAGCUGGACGUCAAGGAUGAUCGCGUGUUUAUCCGAGGUUCUGGGGCUCGAGGCAUGUGGUGGGGGACGCGAACGCUUCUCCAGCAGCUCGUUUUAACGCGCUCGUCCAUAAAGGCCGGUCGCGUGGAAGAUGCCCCAGCUUAUCCGACUCGAGGGUUUUUGCUGGACGCUGGUCGCAAAUGGUAUUCGCUGGAAUUCUUGAAGGACUUGUGCACUUAUGCCUCCUUUUUCAAGAUGUCCGAGUUCCAUUACCAUGCGACCGACAACUACCCACUGAGUCGCGGACCAAACGUCACCUGGGACAAGGUCUACUCGCAGUUCGCGUUGCACCCCGAAGACCCGGCUCUGCGGCCUCUUGUCCAGCGUGCCAACGAAACGCUGUCUCGCGCUGAGUUCGAUGAUUUCCAGCAUCACUGUGCUCAGCGAGGUGUGACGGUGAUUCCGGAGAUCGAGAGUCCUGGUCACUGCUUGACAGUUACCAAGUGGAGACCCGAGCUCGCGCUGGAUUCGAAAGAUUUGCUCAACCUGACCCAUCCGGAUACCGUUCCUUUGAUGAAAUCCAUCUGGGCCGAGUUCCUCCCUUGGUUCCACACGAAGGAGGUGCAUAUUGGCGCCGAUGAGUAUGACGCCACGCUUGCGGAUGACUAUGUCGAGUUUGUGAACGAGAUGGCCCACUUUGUGAAAGAAACGUCGGGGAAAAGUGUGCGCAUAUGGGGAACAUAUGAACCCUCAAAUAUAACCAUCGAUAAGGAUGUGGUCAUUCAACACUGGCAGUAUGGGCAAUCAGACCCUGUUGUUCUCGCCCGCAACGGCUACCAGGUCAUCAACUCUGAGGAUUGGUGGGCCUAUAUGUCGCUGAAAAGUAACCACGUCCCCAUCACCCCAGCCCCAUACCCCCAAUUCUUCAACAAUACCCGCGUUCUCAACUUCGCCGACCGUGCCGGGUGGCAGUGGACCCCAGAGCUUCAUAAUCCGGUGAACACGACCGAACAGCCGGAUGCCAAGGCUGUCCCUGGUGCUCUCUUGGCUGCCUGGAAUGACAGUGGUCCAGAUGCCACUACCCAACUCGAAGCAUACUAUGCGAUUCGCGAUGGAAUCCCCGUUGUCGCUUCCCGGGCGUGGUCUGGCAACCGUGGACCGCGUUUGGACGAACGAAGCCUGGACAAAUCCAUCGCGCAGUUGGCAUCGCAAGGCGUAGGGCAGAACCUCGACCGACGACUACCGGGAGAAGGACGCCACAGGUCAGGGGCUUUACUGUCAUGGAAGGCGUCCGAUGUUCGCUCGACCCAGGACCGACAACACCUGGGCUACGGCAGCAAGGGCAUGGACUAUACACUGCAACUAGACGUCACAGGUCCCUUCUCGCUGCAGUCAUCUGAUUCCCUGCUUGAAUUGUCUUCAGAUGGUGAACUGACUUUUGUUUCUGAUGGAUGGCCAUAUCCUCUUCGUUCUGUUGCCCAGUCUGAUGGCUUCGAGGAAGACCAGCCCGGACGUAUUUGGACGAACCAGACUAGCUCCAGCCACGAAGUUGUGAAGAUUCCCCGCAAAGCUCAGAUUACUAUUUCUACAAAUCAGGCAGCAGGAAGCCGUGUGUGGGUGGAUGGUGCUUUUGUCGGUCGCUUCGAGGUCUUCAUCUAUGGUGGAAGAAAUCAGGUCUUCUCGUGGGCUCAGAUGGCGUUUGUUGCUCCUUUGGAGACUUUGCAGGGCUCGGGCUUGCAGCGUUUGGCCGUUUUCAAGGGCAGCAGAGAUGACUGA